Molecule: messenger RNA, 4008 nt
Organism: Clunio marinus
Lineage: Eukaryota; Metazoa; Arthropoda; Insecta; Diptera; Chironomidae
Source: the annotation of a GenBank genome assembly
AUGUAUCGAAACAAUAAAUCACGUCGUGUUACCAAACCAACAACAUCGAAACCAGUUUACGUGUCACAGAAGCGAAACGAACUGGAAAAAGAAAAUGAAGCUGACAUAAUUCCAAGUUCACAGGAUCAAGAAAUUCCAUCAAGUCAAAAUCAAGAAACAUCUCAAAUUGCUUCACAAUCCAGAUUUCUUUCGCAACGUCAUCAAGUGUCUCGACUUACUCAAGAAUAUCAAGCAAGAGGAAAAAAUUAUUUCGAAAUCCUGCUAAUUUCUUCCAAAAUAAAAAUAACAAAUCUUGGAUGUGAAUUUAUAUUAGAAGGAGAUGAUCCCGUUUCAUUUAUUCGUCGAUUUCGUUCAAUACUGGGAUUUAAUCAAAGCUCAAACAGCAGUGUUUGUCGUUUCGUUGAUGAAUUCAAGAAAACUUUCAGUCUCAAAGAAGAUUCCAUUAAAGUUGCACAGAAAUUCCUCUCUGGAUUGAUAAUGAAGGAAUCACAUAGAACAUAUACAAGUCAAACAUCUCUCAUUCAAUGUUUCCUAGCGGUUGUCGGAUUAAAAGACGAAGUUGCGAAGCAUCUUUUAGAAAAUCUCAAAUCUUAUGUCAUUGAUCGUGGCGAACACGCAGAUGCAUUCAUUGUCGGUCUGGUCAUAGCACAAUUUAAGUUUUCUGAUCAACUUCUUGCACCAUCCACCUACAACAUGAUGUACGAAAAGUUCUUUGAAAUUCUUCAUGACACUAAAAGUGAAGCAUGUCGAGCGGUGAUUAUUUCAAAUUUUCGUGAUUUAGAUGAGUUUAAGCAAGAUGAUGCUGUUAAACGUUUGUUGGAAAUGUUUUCGGGUAAUCAAGAGUUGUUGACGCCGUUUAUUGAAACAUUCACUGAAAUGUGCAUCAGCGACGAUACGAAAGUCAGAAUUUCAAGUCUCGUACAGAAUUUACUUGAAAAUCAAUGUUCUUCAAAGUUAUAUGCAGGAAUCGUCAAAUAUUUACUUUAUUACAUGCAGUCACCAACAGAUAUUGUGGAAAAUCUCAGAAAAUAUUUAAAGUGGAACACAAAUGACGACGAGUCAGUUGUGAUGAUGAAAAAACAAUCGUCAGCUGAAGAUUUGCUAUUAAAUCACAAAAUUUUACUGCGAGUUUUGGACACAUCGAAAGUUAAGCUGACGUUUAAUGAACAUCGACUUGUGAUGGAGUUGCUAAGUUCGUUAGCUUACACUACGAGUGACAACGAAAAGCGAAGUAGCUUAGAAAGGAGGAAAUUGGAAGAAGAUCGCGCAGCACUUCAAGAGCAUCUUGAAAUGAUUGUCAGCAAGUUAAUGUGCAAUCCCGACAUGAAAAUUAAACAACUUGGAAUCAUUGGCGCUGUUAAAAUCAUCAGUUCACUUGUCGUAAAUGUUUCCACCACAAAAAGUCACAAGAAAGUCACCAAAACUCAUGACAUUACCAUUGACGAUGACAUUCCAAAAGGUCCAAUUCGUGAUGCAGCAAAACGUGUCAAUUUUGUCAUCGAAUCUGUUCGUGGCAAUCCACACGGCUUAGCGAUGAUUUACGAUGAAAUGAGUCUUGAAUUUCAAUCGAAAAGAUGUGAAUUUGAAAUCAAUCAAAUUUUCCUUACAUGGUUAAGUGAAAAGCUUUUCAAAGAGCUUGAAACUUUGACAGCUGUUGAUCUUCGUGAAGAACUUCCAUCAUCGCUUGCACAUAAAUUCAUGGUGAAUGUCGAUGACUUUGAAGAGCCAACAGUGGGAAUAAAUUUGGGACUGCAAGUAAUGAUUGAGAAGAGUGAAAAUGUUGUUGUCAUUCCAUCUUUGUUUAAAAUUACUCGUCUUCUCAUGCAACAUCGUUUCAAAGGCUUAAGCGAACUUUACGUCUUUGCUGUGAUGCCAAUCACAGUGACAGAAACUUUUGCAACUUCUGAUGAUGAAAUUGACGAGUUGCAUGAAGAGAAAACAAAGCAACAAUUGGAUCUUUACUUUCAUUGCAUUAAUUGGCUUCGAGAAAUUAUCGGAACUUAUUGUCAUUGGUCACAAGAUGAUAAAGAAGCUUUAUCGAAGUGCGUAACGCAACGUGUUAAACAACUUGUAAUGAUUGAAAACAAAUUAAAUAAACUUCUUGUCGCAGCACCUUCAAAUUAUUAUCCACCAGCUGCUGACUUCCUUGACAUUGACAUUAAGAAACGAGCAUUUGAUUGCUUAAGAAAAGAGAAGAAAAAUCUUCACAAACCUUUGAAGAAAAGUCGAAAGAAGAACAACAAUUCGACAAUUGCAAAUAAUUCAGAUGAACAAGAAUCGUCGAUUGAAAUCAACAACAAACUUCGAACAUUUUGUCGUGAAAUUGACACUCAAGUUAUUCUCCUUUUGACUGAAACGUUCAAGUUCAGUUCGGAAGAUGUUUCUGAGUAUGAGCUUGGAUUAGACGAGUUGAUGUUUCUUCUCGAUGAUAUUUAUUAUAAAAUAUCAUCAACUUGUAACCCUAGGAGUGUUGAACAACGAGGAUUCUUCGAUCCAAUUCGCACGAUUGAAGAGUUGAAAGACGCGGUGAUUCCAUUCCUUGUCAGUAUCUUUGAAGCCAUUCGUGGUGAAUUUAUUUCGAUGAGUCAGAAUGCAAAUGAAGAAGUAUUUUACACGAGAGAUGCAAACAUUUUAAAGAAUUGCUUUUGUUUGGUGUUGAAAAUUUUCGAAGUGAUUUUGUCAUGUCCCAAGUUGAAGUUGCAGAGACACAACCAAUUGUUGAAGGAAACUCUCAUGUCGCUGAUUCCAGAUGGCGAUGAAUCAAUUGAAUCGCAAGAUCAACUUUGCUUUCUUAUCAUCGAGCAUGGCACGAGUUUUGAGAGAAAUGUCAAGAAUUGUAACAGUGCAGUGGCUUUGGUGACAUUUCUCAGAGUCAUCAGUCGGUUCAGUUCAUCGAGAGAACAACACGAGCUCGUUCAUCAACUCAGUGGAGAUUUCCUGAAGAAACAAUGGAAAGAUUCAGUUGGUGAUGAUGAACAAGGCGCAACUUUUAAUGGAAAUUUGGAGAAACUUUUACAAAUCUUCGUUGACGAUGCAAAUCUGCAAAGAAUUGAAGAACUUGUUGAUAAAAUGAUGAACGACAUGAAGAAAAUUUUCAGCAAACAAAUUGAAUAUCAAGAAACAUUUCCAUCAUUUAAUAAAAAAAAUUCCCUCAACAUGUUGCGGACUUACAUGAAUCGCUUGUCGAAGAUUAUUUGCGAUACAAAUCCUGACGAUUUAAACUUCAAAUUUUGGUUGAGUUCGGCAAAGAUUUUCAAUCAAUUGACGGAGAUUUGCAAGGGAAUUUCAACACAAAAUGCUUUUGUCGUCUUCCUUAAACAUUUUCUGAUUUUCAUUCGAUUGUUCAACAAACAUGGAAUUGCAGUGUUGAAGAAUGUCGUGAAGAAUCGAGAAAAGUUCAUGGAUUUGGUGAAAACUGUUCAAAAUAUUACUCGAUUUAGUCAUUUCGCAAGUUGUGACUUGAAGCAUCGCAAGAACAAAUCAGUUCUUCACAUCAUCCCAAAACUUCAUGAAGCUCUUGCAAAGAAUUAUCAAGUUGUUUGUGCAAUUCUACCAUCAGCUGACAUUCCAGCCAGUUCAAUAAUUACUGGGACACUUAAGAACCUCGACGCACAAGGUGAAGAGAUUUUAUCACAAAAUACAAAUGCAACAAGUGAAUGUGAUGAUGAUGAUGAUGAUGAUGAAGUCAUGGAGGCAGAUGAAGACGCAGUGAUGGAUGAUUCAGACGAUGCAACCAUGGACGAAUUACAAGAAAAUCAGGAGGAUCAACCACGUAGCGGUUCAUUUCGUUCUCGAAGCACAAUACUAUAAUUAAAAGGAUUUUAUCAUUAAAUGUGAAAUUUUCCAUUGACGAUGAUUAUUCAAAAUUGCUUGAUUAUUGUUUUGUCAUCAUUUUGUUUGCUGUCAAUGGAAACGUCGCGUAAUUAUAUUUUUUAAAAACUAAUUUCCAUUACUUUACAAACAGAUACGAAAUAAUAAAAGUUUAAUAAAAUAAUUCUGCUUUCCAUC